This is a messenger RNA of Triplophysa dalaica, 4861 nucleotides long. RefSeq names its product intraflagellar transport 140 homolog (Chlamydomonas) (gene ift140). Gene Ontology annotation, cellular component: intraciliary transport particle A; ciliary basal body; axoneme. Gene Ontology annotation, molecular function: protein binding. Lineage: Eukaryota; Metazoa; Chordata; Actinopteri; Cypriniformes; Nemacheilidae. The record is from RefSeq and is a predicted model, not a curated record. Gene Ontology annotation, biological process: intraciliary retrograde transport. The transcript has 30 exons. The coding region runs from base 145 to 4521 and encodes 1458 amino acids.
ACCGCAAACGACGCUUCGUAGCUAUAGCGUAAUAUUGAAGGGCUAUAACAAUUGUUUGUUUUAUAAAUCAUACAUAUGCUGCUAGAACAACACGGGGUCCUGACACGAAAGUGCGGAAUAAAGGAGGUUUCAGAUUUGUAGGUGAUGGCUGUGUACUUUGAUCAUCGUAUCGAGGCCCCUGACAGCAGUGGGGAGGCAGUUCUCAUCGCAUGGCACUCUAGUCUCUGUGUGCUGGCCGUGGGCUCUGUAAACGCCUCCACCGGAGGUAGUGUGGAUCUGUACCUGCAACAGGGUGAGCAUGUGAAGUUGUGUCAUUUGGAACGUGGUUUCAGCCCCUCGCUGCUUCAGUGGCACCCCACUAAACCCUUGCUGGUGGUGGGCUGGGAGACGGGCGAGACGUUGCUCCUCUCACACCCGUCUGGUGAACAAACACCCCUGCCAGCAAACACACACGCCUCCUGCAUCACACUACUGGAGUGGAGCAGUAAUGGCAGCAGGCUGGUCACGGGAGAUCAGGCGGGUGUGAUGGCAGUAUGGAGGGUGGACGCUCGAGGUAAACUGCAGGGAUCUCCUCUAUUAAAACACGACUACGGCAAACCACUGACAUGCUGCAUGUUCAGACCUGCCCCACCUGCAGAGGAUGUGGCGAUGUUGGCACGAGCAGCUGUCAGCGGAGAUGAAACCGCCCUGGACAUGUUCAACUGGAAAAAGACCAAUAAAGGAGGCGGUUUCAUGCUUGGUUCACAGGAAGGCCUGUCGUUUUACAUCAGCACAGCGGAUGGGAAUGUGUUCAGCGUGGAUGAUCAAGCGCGGAGUGCCGCGCUGCUGUCUAUGGAGAGUGCGGUACAGAAGAUGUGGUAUUCUAAAAGGAGAGCCGUGCUCGCUGUGGUAACGGACUCACUGCUGCUGUCUCAGUUCAGUGUCGGGCCGGAGGGAUUCACUCAGGAGAUCAGUAAGGUGAAGCUCAGUGGUAGAGGUGGGCAGCACACAGACAUUGUGUGGACAGAAGACGGUUUAUUGAUCACAGCAUCCGGGGAACAGCACAUCAGACUCUGGGAUGUGGAGUUAGAUGAUCACUACGCUCUGUCUUUGGAUGAGUCUCUGGGCUUUGAGAAGGGAGAACUGCUCAACUGUGUGUCUUUUUGCGCGUUUAAAAACGCUCUGGCAGCAGGUACCAGCAGGGGUCGUGUGGCUCUGUGGCACAUGGUGACGGUGAAUGAUCAGAAAGGAGACACAAAAACACACUGGAAACUCCAAACACCCGCAGAAGUUGAAGGAAACAUCUCACAGCUGCAGUGGGGUUCGAGCUCUCAUCUGUUGGCGGUGCGCAGCAGCAGUUGUGUGUUGAUUCUCUCCGAGCAUGUGAUGUGUUCUCACUACAGUCAGCAGGUGGCAGCGGUGCAGCUCGCACCAGCACAGCUUAGCCUGGCCAACUUCAACACCAACACACACAUCACCUUUCACACAGACACACACAUCAGAGCUGUGCAGGUUACCAGGGAUAUGGUCACCGUGUGGAACGGGAAAUAUAUCACUGUGUAUGAGUCAUCAGGUCAAACUCUCCACAGCACAGGUAGUUUCCAGUGUGAUUCUCCUGCUCUCGCUGUACAUGAGGAGAACAUUUAUACUAUAGAACCUAACCGUGUCCAGAUCCGGACACCACAGGGUACUGUGAAGCAGUUGCUGGUGUUCUCUGAAGCAGAGGGAAAUCCCACACUGCUGAGUGUGUGUGGAUCUUACCUGGCUGUCGGGACAGACACGUCACAUGUCAGAGUGUUUGACCUCACACGCAGAGAAGCCAAACCUGUGAGCAUCACUAAAAACCUGGCUGAGCUCAUUCCUGAUGUAGGCGCCCUGAGAUCUGUCAAAUGCAAUGCUAGCGGCAGUCAGAUGAGCGUCCUCAUUACACAGGUUAAUGGACGGCCAGACAACAAAGUGUAUUUCUAUGAUAUCGAGCUGGACACCCUGUCUUAUUUUGACUUCUUCACUGGGCGACCAGCGAGCAGUCUCACACAGUUAGAGGACAGUCAGAGAACGCGAUGUGAGGGAGAGUUAUCCACACGCUGUCCUAUAUCUCAAUUCUGGGACGAGAAUGAGCCACGGCUGUUCGUGUGUGCAACAGUUCCUGUAAAGUUUGACCUCAACAGCAGCAGCCAAUCACAAGCGGAGAAGGAAGACGUGUUAGUGGUGACGUUCUUUGUGACACAGGAACACGGUCUCCUCCUGCAGGAUUCACAGCCUAAACCAGGCACACUCCUGUCUCUGCUCGCUCUUGAUACACCCUAUUAUUAUUAUAUCUGCAAGAUCUUAUUUCGGAGGGGAGGAGUUUUUCUUCCUGAUCUGGGUGAGAGUGGAGAACAGGGUGAGGUGGUCUCUACGCCCUCCCAGGUGUCCUCCACACCUCAGAUGGUGGUGCGACGAGCCCUCCGAGAUUUUGUUGGGUUGGAGGGCUGCGAGAAACCCACCAGAGAUGCCAUGCUGAACUUUAGCUUCUACCUCACCAUUGGAGACAUGGACGAAGCAUUCAAAGCCAUCAAACUCAUCAAGAGCGAGGCUGUGUGGGAGAACAUGGCACGGAUGUGUGUGAAGAGUCGUCGGCUGGACGUGGCACGCGUGUGUCUGGGGAACAUGGGGAAUGCUCGGGCCGCUCGAGCUCUCAGAGACGCGGAGAAAGAGCCAGAGGUGGAUGCACAGGUGGCAGUGCUAGCUACACAACUUGGCAUGCUGGAGGAUGCAGAACGCUUGUAUAAGUCAUGUGGCAGGUUUGAUUUGCUGAAUAAGUUCUAUCAAGCAGCCGGCCAAUGGCAGCAGGCGAUCGAAACGGCGGAGACGCACGACCGCAUUCACCUCCGCACAACUUACUACAGCUAUGCAAAACACCUGGAAGCCACCGGAGACAAGAGUCUCUCACUACAGUAUUAUGAGAAGUCCGACACACACCGAUUCGAAGUUCCAAGGAUGUUAAUGGAUGAUAAUGUUUCGUUGGAGGUCUACAUCAAUAAAAUGAAAGACAAGGAUUUGUAUAAGUGGUGGGGACAUUAUCUGGAGAGCCAAUCAGACAUGGAGGCAGCGUUGCAUUACUACGACCUCGCUCAGGACUAUCUGUCUCAAGUGCGCGUUCACUGUUAUCUAGGGAACAUUCAAAAGGCGAGUGUUAUAGCCAAUGAGACUGGCAAUAGAGCAGCAUCCUAUCAUGUUGCACGGCAGUAUGAAGGACAGGACGAAAUCAGCCAAUCGGUGCACUUUUACACACGAGCGCAGGCCUAUAACAAUGCCAUCCGACUGUGUAAAGAGAACAACUUGGAUGAGCAGCUCAUGAAUCUGGCGUUGCUCAGUAAUCCAGAGGAUAUGAUGGACACGGCAAUGUACUAUGAAGAGAAAUCAACACACAUGGACAGAGCCGUUAUGCUUUAUCAUAAGGCAGGUCAUGUGUCGAAGGCUUUGGAACUGGCUUUUGCCACAGAGCAGUUUGGAGCUUUACAGCUGAUCGCAGAGGAUCUGAAUGAUAAAAGUGAUCCUGCUUUACUCACACGCUGCUCUGAUUUCUUCAUUAAACACGCUCAGUACCAGAAAGCUGUGGAAUUACUGGUGACCGCCAAAAAGUACAAUGAGGCGCUCCAGUUGUGUCUGGACCAGAGUUUGACCAUCACAGACGAUCUGGCUGAAAGUCUGACUGUGCCGCGUGACUCCGCCUAUCUGUCAGAGUCUGGACGCAAGGAAUUGUUGGAGAAGAUCGCCGACUGUUGUAUGCGACAGGGCAACUACCAUCUAGCAACGAAGAAAUACACACAGGCUGGAAACAAAAUCAAGGCGAUGCGAGCGCUGUUGAAAUCCGGUGACACAGAGAAAAUCAUAUUUUUUGCAGGUGUUUCAAGACAGAAGGAAAUAUACAUCAUGGCGGCAAACUACCUGCAGUCUCUGGACUGGAGGAAUGAUGCUGAGAUCAUGAAGAACAUUAUUGGCUUCUACUCCAAAGGACGUGCCCUCGACCUGCUCGCCGGCUUCUACGAGGCCUGUUCAGAGGUUGAAAUCGAUGAUUAUCAGAAUUAUGAGAAGGCGUACGGAGCUCUGACCGAAGCUUGUAAGUGUUUGUCAAAAACAAAGGGUCGCAGUGGAGAUGAGACUGACACCAGGAUUCUUGUACUGACACACAGACUCGACCUUAUCAAGAGAUUCAUUCAAUCACAGAGAAUGCAUAAGGAGGAUCCAGGGGAAGCAGUGCGUAUAUGCGAGUCUCUGCUGGAAGAGAAAGAUCUGGACCCUGCAGUGCGUGUGGGUGACGUGUAUGCCUUCUUAGUGGAACACUACUGCCAACAUGGCAACUUCCAACAGGCGUGGAGUAAACUAGAGGAUCUCCGAUCAGCACGUCCCAAUAUAAAUCUCAGUUUAUAUGUGAGUCAAAGCAGCCUGCAAGCGCUACAGGACGCCGCUGGAAUCCGUCUGCCCUACGGAGACACCACAAAUAAACAUGCUGGUGAAGAUGACGAAGAGGUGGAGGAAGAUGAGAACAUCAAUCACUGAGAAACAGAUAAAAUAGCGCUUUCCACUAAUGGCCUAUAAAAACUGCCUGCUUCACAGUUUGCUCACCCACUUUUGUAAAGAGUGCCAUAUUCACUAAGGGACUGCCAGAUUUUUGGAGAAGCAGUGUAGUGGGACAGUUGUGUGACUGGUGAAGCUACUUUGCCUUAAGUAGAGUAGCUUGUGUGUGAAUGCACAAAUUGCACUUAUUAUGUUUGCAAUGUGUGUGCAGCCAGGGACCGUGAUUUUUGACAGUUUGUACAAUUAUUUAAUAACCAGACCUGUUCUGCUAUAUUUGUAUCAUUUACUUUGUAUGCAUUUUAAUAAAAUUUUCUACAUGUUC